GUAACGCUCUUUCCGACCCCCCAAAUUAAACCCUAACCCUAGAAAUGGUGGUGAAAAUUGGGAUUGUGUCAGCUAUAUGUGGGCAUAAGGGCAUGUGGGCAUUGGGAGGACUCCGACCCUAUGAGCGCGCCUGCGGUGGUCUGAUGGCCCCUGCCCUUCGCACCCCCCGCCAGAAUCGAGCUGCCAUUGCCAAGGCGUCGCCUCUCCAAGCCCUUAGAAGGAGCGUCGCCACCAACAAUUCGGCCCGAGCCUCCGCCACCACUGUGAAAACGCCGCCUGCAAUGGCCUUGACGACUCCCCUCAAAGACACCGGGAAGCUAAUUCCUCCUCCACCGUCUUGCUGUGCUUCUUUCUCGUGCUCUUCUUCCUCGUGUCCUUCGCACAAAUUGCUCACUUUGCCGACUGUGUUGACGCUCGGCCGUGUUGCUGCCGUUCCCCUUCUUGUCACCAGAACUAAUCUCCAAGUUAUAUUUUCACUAGUGAAAGUGGGAGCAGGAUGUCGUUGCACUUGGGUCUAUAAAUGCUGUAAGGUGCCUUUAGGCCAUUGUGAAGUAUCAACUUUUUACAUGAAUAGUUGGUGGUCAGCAACCGCUAGUACUAGCAUCUUUGUUGUGGCAGCAGUAACAGAUUGGCUUGAUGGCUACCUUGCUCGGAAAAUGAAAUCGGGUACAGUUUUUGGUGCAUUCUUAGACCCUGUGGCUGACAAGCUCAUGGUUGCUGCCACAUUGGUGUUAUUGUGCACGAAGCCUGUGGAUUCUAUGUUUGGGCAAGUGCCAUGGCUGCUAACUGUACCAUCCAUCGCUAUAAUUGGUAGAGAGAUAACAAUGUCUGCAGUCAGAGAGUGGGCUGCAUCUCAAGGCGCUUCUGUACUGGAGGCCGUAGCUGUGAACAAUUUGGGAAAAUGGAAAACUGCUUCACAAAUGAUAGCUCUCACUGUUCUCCUGGCCACUAGAGACAUGAGUCAAACAGGACCUAGCAUUUUGGCUACUUGCGGCAUCGUUCUGCUUUACAUGUCAGCAGGGCUUGCCAUUUGGUCACUAGUAGUAUAUACAAGGGGUAUUUGGAGAAUACUGCUCAAGUAGUUCUGCAUUGAUUUUCUUACGAGGUCUUCGUGGGGCUGGAAAGAGGAUUUUUUCCAAUGCUUCCAAUGUUGCAAACCAUUUCCUUGGUUUGUAUUUUAGAUGGGUGAGAGAAUCGGGCAAUCUUAUAUAUUCACUAAUGGAUGAAAGGAAGGGGAGAUUUUCGACCCCAUUUAUUUUAACCCCGCCUCCGAUUUUGGGGUUUGACACUCCAGCAAUGGGUUGUCCAUGAAAAUGGAGUUUGUUUAUAUUUAUGUCUUCAGCCUGGAAAUAUUUAUCCGUUAAGGGCUGCAUUCGUUGUAUAUUUGGUUAUUUCCUGAAAUGGAGGGGGUUCAAACCCUGUGGAUGUCUUGUAAGUAGCAAUUUGAGCACUGUCAUACAUGUAGUCAUGUAGAUGAUCAGAGGGACUCAUUUCGAUUACAUUCACGUGGAAAGUUGGUUAUAAAAGACGGCUUCUUGUUUCC
This is a messenger RNA of Amborella trichopoda, 1543 nucleotides long. Lineage: Eukaryota; Viridiplantae; Streptophyta; Magnoliopsida; Amborellales; Amborellaceae. The record is from RefSeq and is a predicted model, not a curated record.